Molecule: messenger RNA, 1035 nt
Organism: Ipomoea nil (Japanese morning glory)
Lineage: Eukaryota; Viridiplantae; Streptophyta; Magnoliopsida; Solanales; Convolvulaceae
Product: glutathione S-transferase T1-like
Exons: 7
Coding region: 123-845 (240 amino acids)
Source: RefSeq, a predicted model, not a curated record
GCUUUGGGAGGCUACUCGCCUACUCCCCUUCUCUUCGGCUCUACCUUAGUCACCGAGCUUGAAGUCCUUCAAAUCCUCAUCUCCGUUAUCGCCGGCGGUGAGAAUCAGAGGGUAGGAAAGGGAUGACGCUCACAGUUUAUGUUGAUCGCAUGUCCCAACCUUCUCGGGCAGUCCUCAUUUUCUGCAGGGUAAAUGGGAUAGACUUUGAGGAGGUCCAACUUCAGCUUGCUAAGGGCCAGCACAAAUCUCCUGAGUUCAAAAAAAUUAACCCCAUGACACAGGUGCCUGCUAUUGUGGAUGGAAGAUUCAAACUGUUUGAGAGUCAUGCAAUUCUCAAAUAUCUAGCUUGUUCCUUUCCUGGAGUUGCAGAUCAUUGGUAUCCGUCUGAUCUAUUCAAAAGAGCAAAGAUAGACUCGGUGCUAGAUUGGCAUCACUCUAAUUUACGACGUGGCUCAGCUCGGUAUGUUUUUAAUAGCACACUCGCAACUGCAUUUGGCCUGCCAUUGAACCCGGAAGCUGCAGCUGAAGCUGAGAAGCUCCUGUUGGCUUCCCUUGAUAAGAUCGAAUCGUUUUGGCUCCAGAGAAAUGGGCGUUUUCUGCUUGGAAGCUCUCAACCUUCAAUUGCAGACGAUAGCUUAGUGUGCGAAAUUAUGCAACUUGAGAUUGUGGAAGAGAAGGAUCGCGACAGAAUACUAAGCCCAUACAGUAAAGUCCAGAAAUGGAUCGAUGACACGAAGAAAGCAACAAUGCCUCAUUUUGAUGAAAUACAUGUCGCCCUCUUUCAACUCAAACAAAGACUGCAGAAACAGCGAUCUGAACGCUCGAACUUGCAUUCAAAGAUGUAAGAAUCUGAUGCCAAAAGUUUCUUAUUGCUUUGUAGUAUUGAAUGAACUGUGAACCUUCAUGGGUAAUCUUACCCCUCUAGAGACAAAUGGAUGUGUAAGUAAGCCAGCCAUAAAAAUAGACAUCUAUGUUCUAAUUACUAUACAUUUGAUUUGAUUUCUUACUACAUAUAUUACACUUCAGUUGUUGGUA